Molecule: messenger RNA, 3777 nt
Organism: Drosophila rhopaloa
Lineage: Eukaryota; Metazoa; Arthropoda; Insecta; Diptera; Drosophilidae
Gene: Pcif1
Product: mRNA (2'-O-methyladenosine-N(6)-)-methyltransferase
Exons: 5
Coding region: 184-2958 (924 amino acids)
Cellular component (GO): nucleus
Molecular function (GO): RNA polymerase II C-terminal domain binding; mRNA (2'-O-methyladenosine-N6-)-methyltransferase activity
Source: RefSeq, a predicted model, not a curated record
AAUGCCAUCUCGAUUCGACUGCCCCGAGUUUCGUCGCUGAAAAAGAAUUUGAGAAGAACUUAUUUAUACAUUUUCAUAGAAAAUCGCGGGAAUAUUUACGUCCAGAGCACGCCUAAAUGUUUGCAAACACGUAGCGCGUGCUUAUCAGACUAGGAUAGUUGAAACUAGAAAUAUUCCCGCAGCAUGGCAGCUAACAACAAUAGCAAUAUACACAACCUGGUAGUCGGCACGGGGGCGGGGGUUAUGCCCUCCUCUGUGAUUGCGUCGACGGGAACUCCGGGAAUGGGACCCUCGCAGGCGCCAAUGGCCUCCUCAUCCUCGUCCGCCUCCUCCGCCGCGCAGAGUGCUUGGGAUCAGCUGACGGCGAGUGCCUCCAACAACAUGUCACCUUCACCGACAGCAGGAGCUCCCACGGUCACUGGACCCAUAUUACCAGAUAAUACGGGCAGUGGGGCAGGUAGUUCUCCGGUGGCCAGCUGCUCCUCCCCAUCAACGCCCACAAAGUCACAUGCUCCUUCGCCGCUGGAGAGCAUGGCCCAUACGCCACAGGGUCCUCCAACUCUGGGACCUGGUGGUUAUGGCGAAGAGCUCACCGCUGAGCUGGUGAACCAAGGAUGGCGCAAGUUCUGGUCUAAGCGGGAGAACCGUCCAUACUACUGGAACAAGGUCACCGGCGAAUCGUUGUGGGAGAUGCCCGGCACCAGGCCUUUUGAUCCGCUCACCGAUCCCUUGGGUAUCUGUCAUGCGGGCGGUCCUACGCCCAUGACCCCAAAUAUGCACCAGCAGCAACAGCAUCAGCAUCACCAUCAUCACCUGAAGCGUAGACCCUCGGAUGACAUGCACAUUCAUCCCAAUCAGCAGCAUCAUGUUGGCGGUGGGCCGCCUAUGAAGAAGUUUGUCCUUGCAGGACCGUGGGAUCUGGAGGUGUGCACAAACGCGGUAAUUGUGGAGCGGCCUCCGACUCUUCUGCCGCAACCGCAUCCCGAAGUCGAGGCUCUCCGGGCGGCCUUUAGCAUGAAGUUACUGAAAACCUACGAGGAUCUGUGCAUGCGGAGGGAGAAUAUAAAGGCACCAAGAGAUUCCUUCAAUCGCUGGCUAAUGGAACGCAAGGUAAUAGACACCGGUUGCGAUCCGCUGCUGCCCAGCAGCUGCCUGCCGGAGAUCUCCAGCUCCAUGUACCGCGAGAUAAUGUCGGAUAUACCCAUCAAGAUUGUCAAACCCAAGUUCACGGGGGAUGCCAGGAAGCAGCUUUCCCGCUAUGCAGAGGCAGCCAAGCAGAUUAUCGAAUCCCGAUCGGCGCCGGCUGAAUCCAAGAAGGUGGUCAAGUGGAAUGUGGAGGACACGUUCCAGUGGCUAAGACGGACUGUGGGCGCCAGCUACGAGGAUUUUCAGGAUCGUCUAGCCCAUUUAAAGCGCCAGUGUGAGCCCCAUUUGGUGGAAACCGUCAAGAGUUCCGUUGAAACUCUGUGUGUUAAGAUCUAUCAUUUGUCGGCCGAUCAUGCCCGCAAGAUCCGGGAGCGUCAUUUGCAGCUUCUGAAGGAGCAUGGAAUUCCCGAACCAACGCCUCCGCCGCCACCGCCGCAUCUAAAGAAAGUGUGGUGCUAUCCCAUACAGUUUGCCGUCCCAUCGCCACGGAUGCCGACGAUCGAGUACUUGCAGGAUCGCGACCACAUGAUUAUCAAGUACACGCCCGCCACGAUCAAUCAACCGGAUGCGCAGUACAUCAACCUUACCUAUCUGCAGAAGCUGGAGCAGCUGUACAGGCACAACUGUUUCGAUGACAAGAAGUUCGAUCUGUUCAUCGGCCGGGUAUGGUGUCUGCUCAAAAGGUAUCAGACCUUCCUGGGCAAUGCCCUGAAUUCCUCCCAGGAGGCGGAGCUCACCCAGGCGGCGCUGCCGGUGCCCGUGUUCGAGUGCCUGCAUCGGCAUUUUGGUGUAAGCUUCGAGUGCUUCGCCUCGCCAUUCAAUUCCUAUUUCCGUCAGUACUGCUCAGCGUUCGCCGACACGGAUGCCUACUUCGGUUCCAGGGGGCCCUUCCUGGACUUUAAGCCCGUUUCCGGGUCUUUCCAAGUGAAUCCUCCCCAUUGCGAGGAACUGAUCGAGGCCUCAUUGUUGCACAUCGACAAACUGCUCACCGACACUAUGGAACCACUGAGCUUCAUUGUGUUUCUGCCGGAGUGGAAGAGCAUAUCCAAGCUGGACGAGAGCAUGUACAAGCGUCGCUCCAUGGUGGUUCUGGGCAUGGCCCAUGAGUACAGGCACGGCUACCAGCACAUGUUGCAAAAAUCGGAUGUGCUAAUCAAGUGCAUGCAGGGCACCCAGGUGGUGUGGCUGCAAAAUAGCGCCGGGUAUGCGCGCUGGGGACCCAACGAGAUUCGCGUUGAGGCGCUGCGUGAGGCCUUCCGUCCGCAACGAGAUCGGGAGCGUGAACGAGCAGCUGCAGCAGCGGCAGCAGCUGGCGUGAACUCCAGCCAGCAAUCGCCAGCGACGCCUCCGUCGGCCGCAUCAACGGCUUCAACAACCAUCUCCAGUACGAACAGUGGAGUCAACAGCAACAGCUCCUCUGCAGCCAUUACAACGAGCGCCAGCAGCAGUCCAUCCGCGUCCGCAACUUUAUCCUCGAUGUCGCCAUUGUCGCCGCACACGCCCACCGGGAAUCCGCCGCCACAGUUUCCGCUGACCAUCAGCAACACGAGCAGCAGCAGCAAUCUGGUGGCCGCCUCGCCCACGAUGAGUGUGCAAAGCGAUUGCUCCUCGCCUUCGUCAUCGACGAUGUCCCUUUCACCGGCGCCGGCCUCGGGAGGCUAUCCUGAUGGAGGAACAUCUGCCACAGCGGCAGCGGUGAGCAUUACGGCCACGGCGAGCACAUCGACGGCUGGAGCCGGAUCUGCAUUUGGCCAGGCCAACAGCAUCGGUAGUUCCGCCUCCACCCAAGCGGUCAUUAAUUCAGCCGUCUAGAAUAUAUUCUUUUUAGGAUCCUUCAAUCCAUACAUGGUUCUAUUUUGUCCACACUAUCUGUGCACUUUCUGUUAGCAUAAAUUAGGGAUAUAUUUGAGAAAGAAGCAAACUAAUUGGGGCUAAUGUCACACGACCGGACAAAUCCGAUUUUUGGUUUAUUUUGCGGAAGCGGAAUCGAUUUUGUUGUUUAAUUCCCAUAUAUUUUAAUCAACCACCUAUGCUGAAAGAAUACUGAUUUUCAAUUGUUUAGCAAAGAACAAUUUUAUCAAUUCCGUUUCUAUACUUAUUGGAAUCGCAAAAACGCAAUAUUUUCUUAUAGAUUUGUUAUUUAUUUAAAAAAUUUAGUUUUCAAGUUUACACAUUGUUUUCAAGAUUUAUUUUGGCACACUCGGAAUUGAUCAAAUCCCAUAGUGGAAUUAAUUCCGUUUGGGGCAAACUUAUGGCUUUAAAAUUCUGAAAAUAUUAUGUUAAUAUAUUAAUAUUGCAAUACUCUGUAUACAUUCUUUAAAGUUUUUUGUCAAAGUUUUAUUAUUCAAAUUUACACAUUGCUCGGCCUAUGGCAGCUGGUAUUGCCCCAAUCGCAAGAUAUAAUUAAUUGUAAAUAUGUUAUAUUUAAUUUGAAAUAGCUGAUAAAUCCCGGCCUGGCCGCUGUUUAUCUUAUGUAUACCCAACAAACAAGGGCCAAGCUACCCCACAAAAGACUCUAAUUUUGCAUACUUAGUAUGGGUAGGGUAUGGUUCUCUAUCCUUGUUUCAGGGUGUUCCGAAAUGGUUUUCCAUUCACAAAACAAAACAUGAAAUAAAAACACAUUAAAACAAA